CAACAAGGACGGCAGCACGGAGGAUGUAGCAGUUCUGCUAAUCUGUGCGUGUGGGUGUCGCCGGGCCGGAGAAGAAAUGAUGUGCAAGGCUAAUAACAAGUUGAUGGGGCGAGGGUAUGUGAUGAUGGCGGGAGUAAAUUCAACUUUUCCAGUGCUGGUGUUUCCACGUGAGCCCCCAAGGAUCCCUGCGUAGAAGAUAUUAAACAAGGAAGUAGUGGUGGAGAAGGAGGACUUUUAUAACUACCACUCAAUACUACUUCUACUACUUCACCAGAAGGUUGAUUACUUUCCGUGUAGUGAGAUAAUUUUGGUUUUGAAUUGCCAGGAGUGCUAAGUGUAUGUGAUGAGAUGCAAGUGCAUUAAUAUCAGUAAUAUUGUGAUAGUAAUGUGGCUUACUCAUGGACACCACAUUUUCAAACUUUUUCAGUCAUGGUUUACAUUUUGAGCAGUGUAUGGAUAUAUUACCUCAAAAAAAGUUUUAAAACUGCCUUAAACUGUUAAUUGUCCCUUAAGAGGACCGGUAGAAAGUUGUGUCUGAACGAAGGAAGUGCCAUUCAGGAAGGGUCAUUGACUUGGCACUGUGUUGUGAGUGCCAGCAUCUCUUUCUUCUUGCUGAGGAAGUAAACCUUUCUGUGUAAGGUUGGUGUAGUGAGAUUUAAACUGGCUGUCUCUGUGUUGCUCCCGUCAUUCCGCCACGGUGGCAGGGGUGGGCGGGGGCACGGCUCUAGCUGGGGGGGCAGGCCCUGAUAAUAUGGCCGACCACUUCCAGCAAGGCAAGCAAAUUGUUGUAGAUCGGUUGAAACGUCGCCUUGGACAGUAUCGCCAGAACCAUAAUUCUGUAGUCAGUCGUUAUGACACAUCUAUAGACACUUUGUAUACGGACCAAAAGAAUCAAACGUUAUUACUAAAGCAAAGACAUAUUGAAUCUAAGGCCAAGAAGAGUAAUAAGAAAUCUGCUGACAACAAAAAGCAGGAGAAUCCUGCAUCCCUGUUAACAACCAUGGGGCAAUCAAAGAUGCUUGCCCGAGGGCAUGAUCAGACCACAUCAUCUGGCGAGUCUCAUGAAAAUGAGCCGGCAACAAAGAAGCAGAGGCUUAAUAAUGGUGCCCCACCACCUUCCAUGGGUGGCCCUCAUGGUGCCUCAAGUCAUGGUGGUUCUGCACCACCACCACCUCCUCCUCCUCAUGGUGGUGGGCCUCAAACUCAUGCUGGGGCAUCCCAGGCAACUGCACCUGGAAGGGAUAUUACAGACUUCCAAAUGGUGCAACAGUUAUCUAAUAUUAAAAAGACGGACUCCCCUGUUCCUCCUGGGGCUGGGGCAAUAGGUGCCACUACCUCGGCUUCUAAUGGCCCCCCUGUUGACGAUAUUAAGAAAGAACAACAGGAUCUUGAUAUGGCUUUACUUGAUGGCAUCGAAGAUUUUAGUAACAUUGAGGACAUAGCUGAUAUGGGAAUAAAUUUUGAUCAGUUUAUUCAAGAUUUAGAUUUUGAUAAUAUAAAACCAGAAAAUCCUGGGACAGUUUUAAGUGAAUAUGUAAAAGAGGAAUCUGUAGACUUAUUUGAAAACAAUCCAUCUAGUGUUAGCAGUGACAGCGGUGUCGCAAGUGGUAAUACAAAUGCCCAAAGCCCCCAAGUUGCAUUAAGUAAACCUAGUGGCACAUCCACUACAGCGGCUUCACCAGUGUUUUCACAGUACCCAGGCACUCCUCCAGUAUCUCAUACCUCGACCCCCCCUACCUCUUUCACACCAACCUCAUUUAAUGCCACGUCCACUCCAAGUACAUCGGGAUCCCCAACACAGUUUUCCACAACAAGCAGUGUGCCAAAAAUACGUCCCGGUAUGAAUAUGAACAUGACCCAGUCCGACAUGAUUCCCGCUGCUCAAACCUUGAAGCACAUGGCUGAGCAACAUCAGAUCAAGAUGUCCUCCACGGGGACGAAUAACGUUCAUCCCAAUUUCCAAGAUUAUGGGAUGAACAGUAUGAACAAUCCUGCUGCUGCUGCUGCAGGCAUGAUGGGUCAGACAGGUGGUGUGAAUAAUCAAAUGUACCCAAAUAGCAUGAAUCAAAGUAGUCCUGUGUAUAGUAAUCAAAACAAUAUUAAUGAGCUCGAAUUGAAAAAGCGGCAGAUGUUACAGCAGCAAAUGGCUCAGCAACAACAGCAGCAGCAGCAACAGCAACAACAACAACAGCAGCAGCCGCAGCAGCAGCAGCAACAGCAACAACAACAGCAACAGCAGCAGCAGCAACAGCAACAGCAACAACAGCAGCAGCAGCAACAACAGCAGCAGCAGCAGCAGCAGCAGCAACAGCAACAACAACCCUCACAGCAGCCUACUUCUCAGCCGCAACAACAACCAGGUGCACAACAGCAGGCACAGAUGCCUGGGGGAAUGGUUGGAUACCAGAACCGCAUGUCACCCAUGGGAUCUUUUCCCAAUACUUCUCAGCCAAAUGCACUCACUCCGCAGCAAUACCAGAUGUCUGGAGCUAUGGGUGGUGUAGUAAGAGGGGCUUACCCUGGUGGUCCUCGUGGACCAUCGCCUAUUCCACCAGGCUCACAAGGAGGACCUUCGCCAAUGGGUGCUGGCCAGAUGGGUGCACAAAUGGGUACUGAAAAUAAGAUGGGAAAUGAAAUGUUUUAUCAGAGCCAAAUGGGUGGCCAGUAUCCAAUUCAAGGGCAACCGCAACGCUAUCCAGGACAGCAGAUGAUAGGUCCUGGUGGCAUGAUGCGACAUGUUAGUCCAGCUAAUCAGAUGAUGGGACAGGCCAGUCAAAUGAUGUCCCGGCCACCUCCACCUGAUUACCCUCAAGUUGCCCUUAUGCAUAGGUCUCAGAUGAUGGGUCAGCCCAUGCCUCAAACCAUGGGUCAGAUGGGCCAGGGAAUGGUGAGUUAUCAAGGUAUGCGAUCAGGAAUGAGACCAGGAAUGGUUAGUGCUCCCAUGGUAAAUAUGGGAUCCAACCAGAUGAUGGCUGGUAUGGCCCAGCAAACAUUACCCCCAAAUAUGCCUACCAUGAAACCUGGGCCUGGUAUGGUGCCUACCACAUCCAUGAAUCCAUCUGCUUCUAUGCCAAGUAGUACAAUUACAGGUGCUACUAUGCCUACAGUGACAGUGAACACCAUGUCAGCAGGCAACAUGACCAAUAGCAUGGGGCAGGCAGGUAGCGGAAGUGCGAUAGGCAUGGUUGGACGGGCAUCUAUGGGAGCAGGAAAUAUGAUGCAGAGGCCAAGACCCCCGAAUGUAAAUAUUGGUCCGGGUGGUUUGAACAUUAGUACGCAGAUGCCGCCGUCGAGGCCCGAGUGGCGACAAAUCAUGAUGCAGGGCAACCAGAGUAACAUGAUUAUAAACAUGAGAGCUGGUUACCCUCAGCAGCAGCCACAGCAAGCAGGGAUGAUGACACAAGGAAGUCAGCUCAUGGGGAUGCAGCGGCCUUCAAAUCAAAUGAUGAAUAUGAUGGCUAUGCAACAGGGACCUGGUAUGCAGCCAGGUCCUAAUAUGCAGGCUGGGCCAGGUAUGCAGGCCGGGCCUGGCAUGCAGGCUGGGCCGGGCAUGCAGGCUGGGCCGGGCAUGCAGGCCGGGCCGGGCAUGCAGGCCGGGCCUGGCAUGCAGGCUGGCCCUGGCAUGCAAGUAGGCCCAGGUAUGCAAGCUGGAACAGGUAUGCAAGCUGGACCUGGUAUGCAAGCUGGACCUGGUAUGCAGGCCAAUCCUGGUAUGCAGACCAAUCCAAAUAUGCAAGGGGCACCAAGAUUACAAAAUGCUGCUGCAAUGCAGGGAACGCCCAGAAUGCAGGCCAAUAUGGUUGGCAUGACACAGCAAGGCCAGGCAAAAUCAGCCAAGAUACGACAGACAACUCUUUCAAGUGUCAAAAAGGUACGGAUGGGUAUGCAGAUGAGCCAAGCUGGUGGCAUGGGUGGUGCACAGGUGACGUCCCAGUACCCUGGGCAGCAACAACAAAUGACUGGCAUUGCUCAAAUGCCUCCUGGCGCAAAUCAGAUGAUGGGUAAUGCAGCUGCCCAAGGGAGAAACCCAGCAGCAAUGGCUGGUAUGACUGGUGCUCGAAGCCCAGUUGCCAUGGCUCAGAUGAGUGGAACUGGGCAUCCAAUGAGCCCUGCUAACAGAGGUCAAAUGGGAGGUGCAAGUCCUGUAAGUAUGGGUCAGAUGAGUGGCUCAGGACAAGCUCCCAGCCCUGUUAGCAUGGGAGGUAUGUCACACCCUAGAUCCCCAGCAACUGUGGGUCAAGUGCACCCACGUAGUCCAGCUACCCUGGGACAAGGUGGACCAGCUAGACCUUUAAGUAAUCCUGGAAUGGGUCAAGGAGGACCAGCAAGACCUCUGAGCAAUCCAGGUAUGACCCAGCAGCAAGGCCAGCAGUCUUCACAGGUGGCAGCUGCAGCUGCCAUGGCAGGCCAACCACCUGGAAGUAAUGCCGGACAAUUAAACAGAGGUUCACCAGGUAGUUUAACUCAAAAUCCUGGUGGUGGCCCUGCAUCUCGUCCUGGUCAGAGCCCAAUGAACCAAGUGCAGCCUAUUCAGGGUCCAGUUAAUAGUGUAUCGCAACCUAACAUGAACAUAAAUAGGGCUAAAGGUGUCCCAACGACAGUGAACAAUGGUCCUAAUGCUCCUCCUGCAACAACAGUGGCUAGCCAGCGUCCAAACAGUGAUGCUAAUAAUGUACGGACAUCACAACCUUCAACACCAAACCCGCCCCCUACUUCAACAGGAAGUGCAGCCCCUACCACUGACUUUCUUGAUUUUGAAUUUGGUGAAUUUGCCCAACUUAUUAAUGACUAAAUAGUGUAAAUGGGGCCUGGGUAUGGUGCCUCAUGAAGUGCUGUACAUAAGAAAGCAUUCCUGUAGUGUUAUACUCUGUAUAGUGUACAGUCUUAAUUAUUAUUAUUUUAUUAUGUCGAUAAUUAUCGUGAAUGGUCCAAGAGUGUAAUUUAGUGUAAUGAAAGGACUUGCCAUAUCAUAUAGAGUUACUGCCAAGUAUUAAUACCCCAGACCACCUGCACUUAAGAAAUAACCCAGUUUGUCAACGGAAGAAGAUUACAUUCCAUGUUACACUUCACUGGGGCAGAGCUAAAAUUCUUCACCCACUGCUUGUAAUAAGCACCAUGCCAAAAAAUACAACAAAAACUAUCUUUUGAGAAAAGUUCAAUUCAUAUUUUUGUGUUAUUCAGGAUGAAAUUAGAGGGAUUUUGUCAAAAAGGUUGAUUAUCUAAGUAUGGUACAUUUUCCUCUGAGGGAAAUGUACCUAACUGGUCAGCCACAAUAGGCUCAAUAUAAUUUUUAUUUCCAUGACAUGGGCCUUGGAGUUCAAUUUUUGUACUUUUGAAUAUUAUGCAAUUCUUAAUGCAGAAUUUUACUUUGAAAAUAAAAAAAAUAAUCUGAAAUCUUAUUUUUUUAGGACUGUACUAGUGCAAAUUAAGAUGUAUUUGAACUGCAAGGUCCUUUUUGUGCCAAGUAUGUGUACAAAAUGACAGCAUGAAAACAUUAUUGAUAUUUACUUUUAAUUUUGCAAAGACACUGUCUGCCAUGUAAAGAGUGUUGGUCCUUUUAGCCCUACCCCUUUAAUAAGACGACUACUUGUACUGUAUAUUGUAAUGUAGCUGGUUUUGUAGACACUUAAGGCUGCAUUUUAAUUAUUCAGAAGCAUCAUAGGAUAACUUCUGGUAGUCAUCACAAACAUUGAAACAUCUUUCCUUUUCUUUUUUCUCAGCAUCUAAUGCUACCAUUUGCGUCUUUAGAUACUAAGGAUUUAAUCUGCUGCCUCACACCCAUGUGAAGUAGUGGAUGCAAAUCAAAGUAUGCCCCAUAAAUUAUAGCAGUUCCACAACCAUCGUCACCAUCCCAUUUAGUGCCGUCACCCAAAAUUUUGCAGUAAAAAAGUUCUCGGGAAGUUAAAGUACAGUAUUAGAUAUUCGUAGCAGGUGGAAAGUUUACUUUCAGCAAGAUCAAAGUUUAAGAAUGUGUUUACUUAGCAAGUGAAAAAAUGGUCUAAUGUGUAACCUAUAGUACUUGUAAAAUGGAUUUCCCAAGGACUUGACUGCUGGAAAAAGUGCAAUGGUAAGAUACUGAAGCUAAACAUGCCUUAUUUCUCCUGGAGUACUUGUAACCCAGAACAUUGGCUACUAUUUCUGUUGGACACAACUUUUGCAGUGUGCAUAUUUAGAGAAAAUUGUUUUCACAGUAUUACAUUAGAAAUUUAUACUGCACACUGCAUUUGUUGGGCCUUCCAUAUCGGUUAUCCAGAAUAUGUCUAUGCAGUAUUAAAUGAUUUUUUGUGUGAUUUGUAUUUGCUGUUGAAAAUUUAAUUUGCCCCGUAUUAUGUAUACAGAAUAGUAGGAGAUGAAGGCAUGAUGUGGCUUCAAUUAACACUGGAAAGAAACACAAAACUGUAAACUUAUUUUUAUAUGACUUGCAGUUUAGGACAAGAGAAAUUGUGCUGAGCCUGCUUCACAACAGCAUCAUGUCAGUAUAAUAGCUUCUUUUGGUUUCUGCUGUACAAAGUCUUGUAGACAAUAUGCUUUUCACCCAGUAUUCUCAGGUAUUUUUGUGUGAUACUAAACCUACACAUUCAAUAUAUUUAUUUUGGAGUUUAUACUGUUUUCUGAUCACCACAGGCCCGAAGUAACUCUUAUUACCUUGUUAUUAUGUCGUUUGUCAUUGCUCUCUGAAGAUAGUUCAGAGAUGUGUCAUGACUUAUUUCAGGUAGUUAUCCUUCCACUUUCAUUUUCCUCUGGGUGUGUACAGCAGAAAUUAUUUGAAGAAAAGAAAAGAUGUCAUCUGCUAUACGGCAACAAGAGUUACAUCCUACAGUUCUGUACCAUGAUUAGGUUGAAGUGUCUGAUGAGGAUUUGAAGUUAAUUGUUUGGUCACAGGUUUGCAAAGGACAAUGGUAGUUCUUGUAAGCAUGUUGCUCUUGGAUGUUUGUAUGGCAGUGUGAACACAGGUCCUUCCUUGAGUGCGUGCUACAUGUUCGCCAGUGUACAAACUUGUAGGUAUAGUCCCAUCUUAUAAAGGAAUGAAGGAAACUAAAGAUUACUGUUUUAAGUGCAAUCAUUUUGGGUUAAAAAUUUAUAGUAUAAGGUAAUUCAGUUAUCAUUUGAUAUUGUAGAAUAUAACUACAAAGUAAUUGUCUUUAAAAUGGUAAUAGUGAUUGCUGUGUAAACAGAAAUAUUUUCCUUCAGUGUGCCUGUGAAGUCAGUGAAAACAUAGGUUGUGUAGCAAAUAUUGUUUCAGAAGACAUAUUUUCUGAUUUAAAGUUCAAGUGUACAAAUUCUUGCGCCUCUACAUUUCUAGAGUGGCAGUGUGUUUUCACUGAUAUUCUGGUACUUCAGAUUUUAUACAAGCAAAUUAUAUAAAGUUUGUGCAUGUGAGAAAAUCAUGAAUUAUGUGUCUUUGGUAUUUUUUAACAGAUGUUUGUUUUCCAGCGCAAGUGGAAAUAAGCCUUAUUAGUUUAAUGCUGAAGAUGCAUGAUGACUGAUUUAUUCACAUUUAAGUGAAAAUUUGGGCAUCAAAGCAUUUUAUUUCCUCUUCUGUUUUAAGACAUUUUUAUUUAUCCUAUAAAUUUUGUACCAAAUAUUUUAUGUAUGUAAUUUAUGCAUUUUUUAAACAUUUAAACCAUGUCAUGUGACCAGUGUUUUAAGUAUUUAUUCUUGAUGACAGAUACAGAUUUUUAUACUAAAUUAUAGAAUUUUAACAAAGGUGUAAAACUUUAGUUUUGGUAUACAGGUUUGUUUGUAUUUUGAAAGUAGUACUUAUUUUAUCGUAAUUUUUAUAUUCUGUGUUUUAUAAGAUAUUUGUAAUAUGUUGCUAUGGGAACGAAUGAUUACUGUGGAAAGAUUUGGUUACACCAGUUCUUGUUUUCUUGAAUUCUCUAUCACUUUGUACCUGCCAAUUCAGUUUCAUCAUGCUUUGAUUGCCCCUAUGAUAUAAAUAAACAACCUGAGGAUCUGGUGAAUAUCAUAAAAUGCAUCCUGUAAUUGAAGGUCAUCUUGAGUAUCAUUUGAAAUUGUGUUCAUCAGAAUCUGAGGUUAAUUGUGUCCUGCAUUGAACCUUUUGUGACCCCAGACAGUGCCGCACCGCCACCACGACAGUGUCUUGCAUCACCUCGCAUUGUUUCAUCGAACACACCUUAGCCACCUUUGCAAAAUCAUUGCUGAGGCUGUCUGCAAAUCAGAAUCCACCUACAGUAUUUUACCUGAGUUUGUAAUUUAACAGAUGUAAAUAUUUAUGAAUGAGGCAAGUUCAUGUAAACUAUGAUUAUCACCACUAGCAAGUUGUGGUUUAAUGGUAAUGAGCAUAGUGUAAUAGCUUGUCGUAACUUGUCUCAAUAGUGAAUUCCAAGGCAGUUGAAAAGUGACAAACAUGCAAGGGUUGCCAAGGUGUGAAACGUCAUUCUUGUAUUGACGCAUAACAUAGGCUAUAAAAUUGAGUCGGCUCUGCCAUUUCCUCAACCCUGCUGUGUCUUGUUGGCUGGUUAUUAUAUAGGGUGUAAGAAAAGAAAAAAAAAAGGCAAAUUAGCUCAAAUGGCUCAGUAAACAUGCAUCUGAGAAUCAGGAACUAGUUGUAGGGGUACAGAAAAAUGUAUUCCAGGGCACAGGUUUGAAGGGGGAAGGGUUGUGUUAAAUGAAUGAAGAUGUUCAAGUAUAAAAGGUGGGUGCGGCACACUUACCCCCUGGCCACGCCUGUGACCGGUUGAUCUCAACUGAAGUACUUAGGUCACAAGUCAUUCUCCUAUCAUGUCAUCUACCAGCUGGCAUGCCAUCCUUGCAGAUAUGUAAAUAUUGUUGUCAUUUCAAAUGCAAUAAAAUAGUUUCGGUCAA
Molecule: messenger RNA, 8829 nt
Organism: Macrobrachium nipponense
Lineage: Eukaryota; Metazoa; Arthropoda; Malacostraca; Decapoda; Palaemonidae
Product: collagen alpha-1(III) chain-like
Biological process (GO): positive regulation of transcription by RNA polymerase II; Notch signaling pathway
Cellular component (GO): nuclear speck
Molecular function (GO): transcription coactivator activity
Source: RefSeq, a predicted model, not a curated record